This is a messenger RNA of Danio rerio (zebrafish), 2089 nucleotides long. RefSeq names its product transmembrane protein 165 (gene tmem165). Gene Ontology annotation, cellular component: membrane. Lineage: Eukaryota; Metazoa; Chordata; Actinopteri; Cypriniformes; Danionidae. Gene Ontology annotation, biological process: calcium ion transport. Gene Ontology annotation, molecular function: metal ion transmembrane transporter activity. The record is from RefSeq and is marked provisional.
CUCAGCGAUGAUGACCACAGUGGGCUAAUCAGAUAGUAACGACGAAACGUUAAUGUAAAUAAAUUAGCGGAUUUAUUUACUUAAUUUGUAGCGUUUUAACACCGCAGAGGCAGUAUUAGCCAUCCCUUAAUAUGCCUCUCCGGGCCGGCGAGCGGCAUGGCGGCGGCAGGUUUAUAUGCUUCCUUGUUUUACUGAGUGUCGUGCUGUUUUCAGCCGGAGUUACAGCAACUCAAGAAGAGAAGAAAGUCAUUAAUGAGGAGCAGCCCGCAGAGGUACAAAAGGGGACCACCGAUCAUGCACCAGGACCUGCUAUCCGCGUCGAUGAACCCAAUAAGGGAAAUUUGGGCUUUAUUCAUGCCUUUGCGGCAGCCAUCUCUGUCAUCAUUGUCUCUGAACUGGGAGACAAGACGUUCUUCAUUGCAGCCAUCAUGGCUAUGCGCUACAAUCGGCUCACUGUUUUGGCGGGUGCCAUGUUGGCUCUGGGUCUCAUGACCUGUCUGUCAGUCUUGUUUGGUUACGCCACCACCAUUAUCCCACGGAUCUACACCUACUACAUAUCGACAGCUCUGUUUGCCAUCUUCGGAGUGCGAAUGCUGAGGGAGGGAUUGAGGAUGAGUCCUGACGAAGGGCAAGAGGAGCUGGAGGAGGUCCAGGCUGAGAUCAAGAAAAAAGAUGAGGAGCUUCAGCGCUAUAAACUGGCCAAUGGUGCACCUGACGUGGAAGCGGGCACAGCGGCGAACAUGUUGCCUCAGAGGAAGUGGCCCAGCUUGAUUUCACCUAUAUUCAUUCAGGCACUGACGCUCACUUUCCUCGCAGAGUGGGGUGACCGCUCUCAACUGGCCACUAUUGUGCUCGCCGCAAGAGAGGAUCCAUUUGGAGUAGCAGUCGGGGGGACUCUGGGACACUGUCUGUGCACAGGACUGGCUGUUAUCGGCGGGAGGAUGGUGGCUCAGAAGAUCUCCGUCAGAACUGUUACAAUCAUAGGUGGGAUCGUUUUCCUGGCCUUCGCCUUCUCCGCCCUCUUUAUCAAGCCUGACUCUGGAUUCUGAUGACCGAAGCGACUCUUGGUCUCAUUUUUGUACAUACAGUCACUACAGUACAGGCCAGAACUAGAGGAACACAGAGAAACUGGCCAAAACGAACUGCAGAUAUAUUUGAGUGAGUGAAUGGAAAAUCUGCUCAUGUCUUAAUGAGCAUUUCAGUUUCUUUGGCUUAAACCUUCCGUUGCUCUUGUCUUUCUUUACUGUUUAGUUCUGUUUUUAGGUUAUGAUUACAUUUCUCUGGUUUGCCGGCUAACAAUUUACUUGAACCUGCCAGACGUUCAUAAAUAGUGGCAAAUAGUGACAUUUUAAAUAACAAAUCAUGAAUAUCAUAUGAUUUUUACCUCAGUUUGAGCAGUGCACCAUGGGUAAGUGGUGGUUUGGUUUCAUUCAAAUGUAAAACUUGAGUAUAACAGCUCUAAAGUUGUAUCUUGUCAUGACAUCUUUCCACUACACAGUUGUAAAUCUACUUGCAUCUCAGGAGUCUUUAUGGGCAAGAGCCUUAGCAAUAAAGUCGUAAUUCUUUCAUUGGUAAUGAACUACAGCUCUGAAUUGAACACCGAGUAUGCUAUAGGAACCGGUUUGUCCUUUACCACAUUACCAAAGGCUCAAAACGUAAAAUGAAAUGAUGUGAGAUCUGAUUACAUCAUCACAUGUGGCCUUUGACCCAAGUCCUGAUCGUCACAAAUGUAUUCAUGUCACUCCACUGAUAACAUAGUGUGAAUGUUUCCAAAAACGUCUCCGAAGGAAGCACAACUGUACAUUUGCAGUCUCUCUUUCAAGAAAGAGUAACUGGAUCAUUUCUGGAGUUUUCCCCUUUUCCUCUGAAUAGUUUUUAUUUAUUCUAGUGUGGAAUACAGGUAUUGAUUAUUUUGUCUUGGUUGAAGAACGUGUACAGUUGAGAAGGGUUCUUGGGGUUUUUUUUGUAACAUUUUCAGGAUGACUUUGUCAAUAUUUGACAGGGGUUAACUUGUAAAGUGUGCUGAACUAUUAUAGAGAAGCUACAGAAAUGUUAUUCCUGUAAAUAUUGAAUUAAAAGGUCAAUCUCA